Eremothecium gossypii ATCC 10895 is the source of this 1200-nucleotide messenger RNA. It is a transcript of the gene CAR1, whose product is annotated as arginase. The record is from RefSeq and is marked provisional. The transcript has a single exon. Gene Ontology annotation, cellular component: cytoplasm; nucleus; cytosol. Lineage: Eukaryota; Fungi; Ascomycota; Saccharomycetes; Saccharomycetales; Saccharomycetaceae. Gene Ontology annotation, molecular function: arginase activity; manganese ion binding. Bases 1 to 1200 code for a protein of 399 amino acids.
AUGGCACAAAGAAACUGCUGGCGCCGUUCCUGGCUCGGAGUGGGCGGCGGUUUGUGUCUGGGCGCACACGGCGCCGCGCGCGGGCCUCGGCAACUUUUUCACUUAACUGCAAAACAAAGCUCAGCGGCAAGCGAUGCUAAGUGCAGGCGCUGGAGAGCGGCGGGGCGCGGCGGCGGGGCGGGUGGCGUAUAUAACGGGCGCGGCGCGGCCGCAGGCAGCAGGCAGACAAGCGGCAUGGCACACAACGAACACCCCCACUACAAGUUUUUCGAGAGCAAGAAGGCGUCGCUGGUGAUGGCGCCGUUCAGCGGCGGGCAGGGCAAGUCGGGCGUGGAGGACGGCCCCAAGUACCUGCUGAAGCAGGGCCUGCGCGAGGGCGUGGAGGGCCUCGGGUGGGAGAUCGAGGUGCAGCGGCCGCUGGAUGGGCACGACUUCGAGGAGCGCAAGCAGCGCGCGACAGAGGUGGUCGGGCGCGCGAAAAACCCGACGUUGGUGGGCGAGGCGACGCACCUGAUCCACGACGCGGUGCGCGCGGCCGCGCACGCGGGGCGGCUGCCGGUGACGCUGGGCGGCGACCACUCGAUUGCCAUCGGCACGGUGUCCGGCGUGCUGGACCGGUACCCGGACGCGGGACUGCUGUGGGUGGAUGCGCACGCGGACAUUAACACGCUGGCGUCGACCGAGUCCGGCAACCUGCACGGGUGCCCGGUGUCGUUUCUGAUGGGCCUGGAGCGCGAGAGCUGGCCCGCGCCGCUGGCGUGGGUGCCGGGCACGCUGCGCCCGUCCAAGAUCGCGUACAUCGGCCUGCGCGACGUGGACCCCGAGGAAAAGGAGAUUCUGCGCCGCCUCGGCAUCACCGCCUUCUCCAUGUACCACGUGGACCGCUACGGCAUCAACAAGGUCGUGGAGAUGGCGCUGGCGGCCAUCAACCCGGACGGCACGGGGCCGGUCAUGGUGAGCUAUGACGUCGACGCGAUCGACCCCAUGUACGUGCCCGCCACCGGCACGCCCGUGCGCGGCGGCCUGACGCUGCGCGAGGGCCUGUUCAUUGUCGAGCGCGUGGCUGAGACGGGUAACCUGGUGGCGCUCGACGUGGUCGAGUGUAACCCGGAGCUAGCCGCCCACGACCUGCACGUGGUCGACACGGUCCAGACGGGCUGCUCCAUAGCGCGCUGCGCGCUCGGCGAGACUCUCCUUUAG